Colletotrichum chrysophilum is the source of this 582-nucleotide messenger RNA. RefSeq lists its product as uncharacterized. The transcript has 2 exons. The record is from RefSeq and is a predicted model, not a curated record. Bases 1 to 582 code for a protein of 193 amino acids. Lineage: Eukaryota; Fungi; Ascomycota; Sordariomycetes; Glomerellales; Glomerellaceae.
AUGCGCGCGACAUCGUUCCUGUCGGCGCUCUUCGCGGUGACCCUCGCCGCCGCAGCUGAGGCGCGCCUCGCCAAGAUCUACGUCGAGCCAGUCUCUCUCGCCGCGAGCAAGUCGCCCUCCUUCCUCGCCGAGGUCGAAUACGACGCAAAGCAACCCGCCGAGGCGACCGUCUCGUCUUUCGAGUUUCCCGAGCUGCCCGAGGACGGCGCGAAGCUCGUGCGCGUAGGCGUCUACGAUACCGCGACGAAGCAAUGGACGUCCUCCGUGUCGGUGGCCUCGACGGAGAACUUUGCCAAGGGUUACCAGCCCAACAUCCUCCUGAGCGUGGACGCUGAGGGCAACGUGGUUGGAGCGGGCUUGAAGGGCGUCAGGAUCGAUGCGGGCGCGACGAGGGACUUCGGGCCGCAGGCUGUUGUUCGGGUUACGGGACAGGGCAAGACACCGGAGCUGAAUAAGCCUGUUGUACUGAGUCCUGAGGGAAGGAAGGUCGUCCAAGAGGAGAAGACCCUCUUCCAAAAGUACUGGUGGCUGAUUGCGAUCGUUGUCCUCAUGACGGUCACGGGCGGCGGCGAUGGAAAAUAG